UAAUUUAAAAUAAUAAUUUAGAUAUACAUAAAGGCGAUACAUUUUUUGUAUCAAAGGAGAACCAUCAAUCCAAAAAAUGUUAUUUCGAAGGAAAAAAUGUGUAAUUGACACACGAGUGCGUCAACUUGUAACAUAUUACAUGCAUACGACUCAAGCAAAGACCAAACCGACGUAUGAUUGCACAAAAUUCAAAUAUUCAUACCUAACAAAUGCAAGUCUUAAUGUACAUAGGUUACUAAGUAGCAGGCCAGAAAGUACAUUUCGCAUGCCACCAUUAAUGCAAAUAUAUGUUCCAUCCAAAUAUCUCAGUCUUCUAUAUUUCAUAAAAUCAGCUUACCUUCUGCAUGCAGUUGUUGAUAAAGACAUCAGCUUACUCAAUUUUAGAACAGGUGUUAACCAGGCACUUAAAGUAAUAUCUAAUGCUUUAUGUACUCAAAACUAUGAAGUUUUAGAUGGUAUGGUAACAGAAAGAACUCUAACAAUAUUAAAACAUAGAGUUGAUCGCCUUACGCCUGAUCAGCGAAACUUUCUAGACUUAACUAAUAAGCCUUAUAACUUGAGUCCAAUGUUUAUAGCAUUAAAUAGAAUUAAAGGCAAAGAUGAAACAAUUAUUAAAAUUGGAAUAAGAGGAAUCAUCACCAUGGAACAAAAUUUCUUCACGCAAAUAACCUGGGAUCCACAGUUUAUAUAUGUAUUUCAAAGGAAGUAUAUAAAUGGUAUAGCUGGGGCAUGGAUAGUAAGGUUCAUAAAUUACUAUGUAUAA
Messenger RNA from Eufriesea mexicana, 763 nucleotides. RefSeq lists its product as uncharacterized. Gene Ontology annotation, molecular function: ribosome binding. The record is from RefSeq and is a predicted model, not a curated record. The coding region runs from base 77 to 763 and encodes 228 amino acids. NCBI's taxonomy places the organism in Eukaryota, Metazoa, Arthropoda, Insecta, Hymenoptera, Apidae. Gene Ontology annotation, biological process: protein insertion into mitochondrial inner membrane from matrix. The transcript is spliced from 3 exons. Gene Ontology annotation, cellular component: mitochondrial inner membrane.